AUGUGGAGAAGGCGUUCCUUAUGGUUGGCAUUGCAGAGGACGACAGAGAUNUCAGGACCAACAAAUGGAGCAGUGCAAAAUGACCAACAGCAGAACAACCUUGCGACAACGCAUGUCCUCAAGACGGCUACAAAACCUGUGGACAUUACAAAUGAGAGCCUUGAUGAAAGUCUGCGGAGGUUCUGGGACCUAGAGUCACUGGGUGUCAAACCAAGAUCUGUGUAUGAAGAAUUUCAAGAGAGGAUAACCUUUAAGAAUGAUCGAUACGAAGUACAUUUGCCAUGGAAGCUGCCACACCCAAUUCUUCCUGCUAACUAUGAGCCGAGCACAAAACGGUUGAGUAACUUACUCAAACGUCUGAACCAAGAUCCUGAAGUCUUGAAAGAGUAUGAUUCAGUAACAAAGGAACAGCUGAAAAAUGGCAUAGUUGAAGUUGUAGAGAAGCCGGCUGAUGGUGAAGUUGGAAAGACUCAUUACCUCCCGCACCAUGCAGUUAUAAGACGAGAUAAGGCGACAACCAAGUUAAGAGUUGUAUAUGAUGCCUCAGCCAGAUCUAAUGGUGCAGCCUUGAACGAUUGUCUGUACACAGGACCACCCCUUGCAGAGAACAUUUUUGACAUUCUCCCGAGACUUCGAGCUUGCAGAAUAGCUCUUACUGUUGAUGUGGAGAAGGCGUUCCUUAUGGUUGGCAUUGCAGAGGACGACAGAGAUGUACUAAGAUUUUUGUGGGUGGAUGACAUUGAGAAAAAGAACCCAGAGAUCGUGGUGCUAAGGUUCUCCAGAGUUGUCUUUGGAGUAUGUUCUAGUCCAUUUCUACUCAAUGCAACCUUGAAACAUCACAUUGAAAGACACAAGAAUGAAGACCCUGAGUUUGUAGACCAAUUCCUUCGCUCCAUCUAUGUAGAUGACUUGAGUUCCGGAGCCGCUGACAACAAUACAGCAUAUGAACUGUCCCUCAAGUGCAAACUCAGACUUGCUGAAGGAGGAUUUAAACUGAGGAAAUUCAUGUCGAAUUCAAGUCAGCUAACCAAGCGAAUUCAGCAGAAUAAAGCACGUAUCUCAGCUCCUGCCAUAUCUGCAAACACUGAUCACAUGAAUUCACCUUCAGACCUUUCAAAGGAAAAUUCUGUAAUCGAAGAAGACAAGACUUAUGCAAAGAGUGUGCUUGGAACUGCGGAGGAGACAUCUG
Orbicella faveolata is the source of this 1189-nucleotide messenger RNA. RefSeq lists its product as uncharacterized. Lineage: Eukaryota; Metazoa; Cnidaria; Anthozoa; Scleractinia; Merulinidae. The record is from RefSeq and is a predicted model, not a curated record.